AAGCGAAACUUUCCAACCGAACACUAACGACCGCUCACGAAAAUGUCUCAGUGAUCUGAAGAGACUUGUAAUUUGUAAAUGAGUUUCUAGAAUAUGGCGCUAUGUUAUAAAAUAACUAAAGUACACGAAACUCUCACUCUCUAACGUCAUAAUACAGAUAGCUGGUGCUCACAGAGCUAUCUCACUCGGUGCUUCGAGUCUUAUGCGAUUCCCCAAACGAAGCAGUACAUUGAGUAUGGGGGCGUUUCUAUGUAAAUGUACACCGUAACAGCAAGUUGAAGGGGAUUAUUUUGUGCUCUGUUACACGCUUCGGCAGUGAAUUUUCGAAUUACACUGCACCUAAAGGUUUGUCUUUCAAUGAUAUUCUUUAAUUUCUUCAGCGAGUGAAAUAAGAAUGCGACUGUAAAUAACUUUGAAGCAAACGGACGUUUGGACAAAAGCGGAGACCUGUGUGAAUUACAAGUAACAAGGAACAACUCGGCCAGAUAUGGACAAAAUCGGCAAAGAUUUCAGUUUCUUCAAUUUACCGCCGGAGGAGGAGGCCAGGGAAGAUGGCGACAAGGAGACGGGGACAGCGAACUUCGUCGAGGAGACAAUUAUUUCCAACGAUGAAGCUUCAGCAUCGCCGAAGCCAAAGCCAGAGGAUGCCAAGAGCGACGCAUCGUCGGUUUCGGAGGAGUUCUCUCGGGGAAGGCCGGGUUUUGAAGGCAUCCGGUACAGAAUUCGGGAAAUUAUGGCAACCACACGUUACCAGCUAGCUGUGGUAGUGCUGGUGAUCACAGAUAUGGUGCUGGUGAUCGGUCAAUUGAUGCUGGACCUUCAGCAUACGUACGUCUUGCCCUCCCUGAUUCUGCACUAUUUGUCACUGGCUGUUCUCACGCUCUUCUGUUUCGAAAUACUCGUCAAGAUUAUGUCGCUGGGACUCGAAUUCUUCGCUCACAAGCUCGAGGUCUUCGAUGCAAUUGUUGUGACGGUGGCGUUCGUUUUAGACAUCGUCUAUCUGCACUCGUCCGAUGCCCAUUCCGGAUUAAGUUUAAUAAUCGUCCUGAGACUGUGGCGUGUUGUCCGGAUACAGAAUGCCAUGAUGCUCCAGGUUCGUCGCGUGGAAGAAAAGAAGGUGCACGCCGAACGCCAGCGCCGCCAGGCAGUCGAGGAGGACCUGGAGAGAUGCAGAGCUUACAUAGCCACACUGCAGCAUAAAUUAUCGGCCAACAACAUACCUUUCGAGGCCGAACGAAGGACAAGGAGUGAUGUAGAUAUUCCUUGAAAGGUUCUAAAUUUCGGUUCCCGCGUUUUUCAACGUACGAUUGUUGCCACGGGAGAAGAUAAAUGGCGGGUGUAAACUACGAACAAAAAAGGAUUAACAGAUUAAUUAUAUUCAGUAAUCAAGCCGUUCAGAAACAACCACCAUAUCUGAAUCUCGUUUGUCUAUUACAAAAGCUAACGGAUCGGAGAUACUAUUUUACUACCGAUUUACUCAACUGGUUUAAAAAAAUUCAUUUAAGAAACCAACUGACACCCAUCGAUAUUUUGACAUUGUUUCCGACAGAAAACCGUCACUGUGCUUUGAAAAGGGUCACUUGAACUUCGUAUGAAUUAAAUCUUAAAGCACUAAUCGGCAACUCCUGGACGUACGGCCAAAUACUACUACAUCCCAAUCUCUAUUAAAAACUGUUCCAAGUAAACUGAUCUAUUUUUGUCCAUGCUGCCCGAAUUUAGUUAGAAUAAAGCCAGUUUCUUAGACAAAAGGAUAUUCCCGAAAAGAAAUAGAGGUAUAGAAAGGGUACUGAACUGAAGUACGGGUCUUAUCAAGAUUUCCUCUGCCCAGUUAAUAUUCUACGGCUUUCCUAUUGCAUGCUGAAUAGAUUGGUGAAUUGGAAGGUCGGUUUUAUUCCGAAUUUCCGAUGGCUGUGUAUUUCAUUGUUCUGAAUCACAAUUUAGUUUCCACGCAGUGAAAAUAUGUAGUAAAACCAUAUUUAUCUAUGACGCAGGUUAGUUUCCUUGCAAUAUACUUGUGUUGCAUAAAGUCAUUUGUAUAGAAUACAUGUUUUCCUGCGAUAUUUUGGGAGAGCAUUUCAAACACCUGUCUGAUAUACAAUAAAAAACAUU
Messenger RNA from Macrobrachium nipponense, 2109 nucleotides. RefSeq names its product voltage-gated hydrogen channel 1-like. The transcript is spliced from 6 exons. Gene Ontology annotation, biological process: proton transmembrane transport. Bases 488 to 1267 code for a protein of 259 amino acids. Gene Ontology annotation, molecular function: voltage-gated proton channel activity. The record is from RefSeq and is a predicted model, not a curated record. Gene Ontology annotation, cellular component: plasma membrane. Lineage: Eukaryota; Metazoa; Arthropoda; Malacostraca; Decapoda; Palaemonidae.